AUGGCGGCUGCAGUUGUGCCGUUGCUGCCAACAUGGCUGGGGGCCGGUGUGCAAGCCCUGCAGACCUCCUCGAUCCGUGUGCCGGGUCCGGCCGACAACCAGUCUGUGCGGUUCCUGGUGUUUGGCGACUGGGGUGGCCUGCCUUUCUACCCCUACACGACCCGGAUACAGAGGAACCUGGCCAAGACGAUGGCUGCCGUCGCGGCAAUCAAGAAUGUCGACUUUGUUCUCUCCCUGGGAGACAAUUUCUACUUCAAGGGAGUGCGCAACGCGGACGACCGUAGAUUUAAGAGAACAUUCGAGGACGUCUACCACGCAGCUUCGCUCCAGGUUCCAUGGCUUAUACUCGCCGGGAACCACGACCACGACGGCAACGUCUCGGCUCAGAUCGCCUACACUAAGAAGUCCAAGCGAUGGUACUUCCCAAACUACUACUACAAGAAGAACUACAAGAUCCCGGGCUCCGACGGCACGCUGGACAUCUUGAUGCUGGACACGGUGCUGCUGUGCGGCAACACGGACCCGGAGGACGAGGAAUCGCAGCCGAUACCCCAAAAGAGGAACGAGGCUCUCUACAACAGGCAGUUCCGUUGGAUCAACAAACAGCUCGCCGAAUCCACGGCCCGGUACAUCUUGGUGGCGGGGCACUACCCAAUCUACUCGGCCUGCUCUCACGGCACUACCAAGUGCUUGGAGAGGGAUCUGGUGCCGUUACUGCAGAAGUACCGGGUCAACGCCUACCUUGCAGGGCACGACCAUGACCUGCAGCACAUCCGGCCAGACACCGAAAAUUGGACCGUGGAGUACUUCAUCAGUGGUUGCACGAACUUCAUCAACCCGUCGCUGAUCCACAGGCGGUCCCUACCCCGGAACUCCCUGAAGUUUGCGUGGGCCUCCGUGUUCAGCUACGGCGGCUUCGCAUACAUGGAGGCAGCCACAGACUCCAUGGCCAUCACCUUCUACGACUCCACCGGAAAGAUCCUCCACGAGAACGUCAUGAAACCCCGCUAGGUGCAAUGCCACCUAGAUAAAAAGGGCACAGUGCUGAAUUUUUUACACUGCCCAAGAGUAAGCGAAAGCGGGGCAUGGUUUGGACACGAGUGUAGAGUCGGCAUUUGCCCAAGACAAGUCGUCAAUUGAUGAGGAGACAAGCCACAGUCAAACGCAGACACAGCACCCGUGUCCAAUUCCUGCCCCACAUUCGCCUCCUCAGGGCGACAUUAAAAAUUUGGCACUAUGACCUUAUCUAGGUGUUGCUAAGUGCCACACCACAGCACUUUCCCCCAAAUGGCUUUCGAAUUCGCCGCUACCGAAAAUUCGUCCCCGUCCAUGUCUUCCGAAGACCACAGCUGCAACUGCCAUCCUCUGUGCCUCGUUUCUCGUCCACUGCUUCGAGGAAGCCGUACACCUGGCUGGUUCCAAGUCCGGAAGUACCACAGUAGUCGAAGCACCCCCCAAUUUUCGGAGGUUCGUUCCAAUUUCAAAAAUCGAGAGACACUACAUUCCAGAUUCUAUCGCCUUCUGGCAGUUAUCGAUAUGCAAAAUCUCGAUGCCCCGUUGAAGAGCUCGUAGGCAAAGAAAAAGAAUGCGAGCACCGAGUAAAGGACUAGAAAACGCCCCUCACAAAAUAUCAAAAUUAGGUUGCAAAAAAAAAAAGCACCUACGCAAGAGACACCAGACGUCAACACCAUGGCUACGACGCACCGAUGAAGAAAGAAGCAAGAGCCAAAGUCGUAAACAGAAACACUUUGUUUCAGACGUGGGUACACAUGCACAUGAUGAUACAAGCAAAGGGGAGCAAAGGAGAAAAGGGGGCUGCUGCAUAUAAAUUAAACCAACAGUACAGAGUCCUGGGUGGUGUCUUCGCAGCCUCCGCCUCAGUCCGCCUCCUAGCGAGGAAGUCGAGACGGGCCUCGCGCCUCUCUUCGUCUGCCUCGUGUACGUGUGUGUGUGUGUACGUGUUUCCGUGUCAUAAACACUCCUCCUGCCAGUUUACAUAUAUAUAUAAUAUAUAUAUGUGUACAUAUGCAUAUAUAUACAGAGCAUGUAGUGUUGUUGGUUCUCUUUUUUCUUCUCCCCUACCCCCCUCGCAAUUUGCCGCGACAUGCAACGAGUACACGGCACAAUGAAAACGUCCCCUUGUCUCACGGAUCAUACGUUCCGCGACGACACACCGCUCAAGGUAAUUGCAAAUGAUGUGGGGGGGAAAAAAAAGGCGAGCGGUUUUGUUUAAUGAUAUGGACGCGACAGUGUGUGCCUCUUCCAAAGUAACGUUAGAAUGACGCAAAAGAUCUACCGUAAGAGUUAUCUUCGCGUCAAAAUAGCUCUUUAGACGAGGGAAAAAAAAAAAGUCCAAACCAAGAAUCGAAGAUGAAAGCCUCCAAACCGCGUUGAUGCUGUAUAGUUUUCUUCGUCUGUCCACUCUCGUCUAACCAGUCUCGUCGAGCGUCCGCUACAUAUACAUAUAUUAUGUACACACACUCACGCACGCUUGCACACGCUCAGACGCUCGUCCAGACACGCACGCACAUUGCACACUCAUGCACUCGCAAAACCCUAA
This is a messenger RNA of Ixodes scapularis (black-legged tick), 2560 nucleotides long. RefSeq names its product tartrate-resistant acid phosphatase type 5-like. Gene Ontology annotation, molecular function: acid phosphatase activity; ferric iron binding; ferrous iron binding. The transcript has 5 exons. Lineage: Eukaryota; Metazoa; Arthropoda; Arachnida; Ixodida; Ixodidae. The record is from RefSeq and is a predicted model, not a curated record. The coding region runs from base 1 to 1011 and encodes 336 amino acids.